Messenger RNA from Paecilomyces variotii, 1593 nucleotides. RefSeq names its product nucleotide-diphospho-sugar transferase. Gene Ontology annotation, biological process: mannosyl-inositol phosphorylceramide biosynthetic process. Lineage: Eukaryota; Fungi; Ascomycota; Eurotiomycetes; Eurotiales; Thermoascaceae. The record is from RefSeq and is a predicted model, not a curated record. The transcript has 4 exons. Gene Ontology annotation, molecular function: mannosyltransferase activity. Bases 369 to 1430 code for a protein of 353 amino acids.
CACUCCUUUUUCAGAAACCCUUAUCUCUAUCUUACCCCAGGUCACGUACCCUGGUGACUGUCUUCCUCAUACCCUGUCUGUGGAAUUCAGUCUUUCUCAAUUCAGCUACUGUCCUUUCCCUCUGGCCAUCACAUGCCCCUGGGCCUCCGUCGAUAGCAGCUUGUUGCAGCCCGCAGUAGGGCUCCAGCAUCGUCAACUCCUGUGCCCUGGAAAAAAGGACCAGUUGAGACCUCUCUCCUUCAAUCACCAAACGAACCUUGCGACGACCAUUUUACGACCAUAGACUCGUGCUUUCUAUCCCGUUUAAUACUCUUCAACAAUUUCACAUAGAACAAAAGAACCACGUUGUGUGGAUACCAUCGAUCACAAUGCGGCGCGGUGUUGUCAUCUUCAUCUUGGUCAACGUCCUGAUCAUCACGUUCCUAGUCCGGAGCGUCUUCACGCUCUUGAGCUUGUUGGUGGAGGAUGCGGCCGCAGAUGCCAUUCACCGUUCGGAUAUCCCGUCGCCCAACUCGAGUCUGAUCGAGACCCGGCCCCAGAUCAUCCCCAAGAUCAUUCAUCAGACAUACAAGAACGAGAGCAUUCCAUUGCAUUGGCAGGAAGCGCAGCAGAGCUGCAUUGACCUGCAUCCUGACUAUGAAUACAUUCUUUGGACGAACGAAAAGGCUCGCGAUUUCAUCGCUGCUGAGUAUCCCUGGUUCUUGGACACCUUCGAUGGCUACGAGUACCCCAUUCAGCGCGCAGACUCGAUCAGAUAUUUCGUUCUGGCGCACUAUGGUGGAACCUACAUCGAUCUGGAUGAUGGCUGCAACCGCCGUCUGGAUCCCCUCCUGGCCUACCCGGCCUGGGUUCGUCGCACCGCUCCUACAGGUAUCUCGAACGACGCUAUGGGUUCCGUUCCUCAGCACCCUUUCUUCCUGCGCGUGAUUGAGACCCUGCAGGCCUACGACCGGAGCUGGCUGCUUCCGUACAUCACCGUCAUGUACUCGACUGGUCCGUUGUUCCUGUCGGUCAUCUGGAAGCAGUACAUGGGCGACAAGCCCAGCGAGUCGGGUCGGGUCCGUAUCCUGAUGCAGGACGAGUACAACCGUCACUCCUGGAGCUUCUUCACCCACCACAAGGGUAACAGCUGGCACGGAAAGGACGCGAGAUUGAUCUUCUGGAUGGGUGGACACUGGAUGCUCCUGACCGUCCUCGGAUUCGUCCUCGCUGGUGUUGUCGGCUUCGCCGUCUGGUGGGCAUAUGGCCGUCUGCUGCUGCUCGGUGCCCAGUACCGUUACCGCUACCGCAAGAUCCCAGGCGCCGCCACGGUCUCGCGGUCCAAGUCUCCGCUGCGCAUGCCCAACUUCCUGCGCCGAGUCAGCGCCAACAAGGAUGAGGAGUGCGGCGUCAUCGAAACCACGUACGAACUUUACAGCAGACGCGAUUAAGCGCGCGCGCUCUGAGUUUUUGUUUUACAUCAUGUUUUGCGUCUCUUGGGAACGGCGAUUGCCUUGAUAUUCAGUCAUCGAGCGGAUCAAGUGUGAUUUAUCAUCUACGUCGGUAACUAUUGGAUGUGUUUGGCGCUGCGUGUUGUUUGAGGUUCCUGUUGAG